CCCUUUUCUAUUUUUGAACAGGCAUGUUCCGGGCAGCUCACCCGACUCCUUAGAUUACUAUGGGAUCGGUAGGGUCCUGAGCGUUGGGGACGCAGGAAAGCAUAGCCUGGGAAGACGGGCUUGGACUCAGGAGAAGAAUCCGACAUCGAGACCUUCUGGGGAAUUUUAUUUUAUAUUAUUUUAUUAUUGUUUGGGGCUUGGUUGUACUGAGGGAGGAAGAGGAGAUUGUGUCGCCCCGUCGAACUUGUGGCAGCCUGAAGGCCCCCUCAGGCGGCGCCGCGGGCAGCCCCGCAGCCGGGGCCUGGUGCAGCCGCCGCGGCCGCUGUCAGGGAAGCGCAGGCGGCCAAUGGAACCCGGGAGCGGUCGCUGCUGCUGAGGCGUCGGUGUCGGCAGUCCGACCCCGACUGCCCGCACCCCCUCCGCGGGGGUCCCCCAGAGAGUUGGGUCCACACUCCAUGAGAAUAAGUUUGCUGAACACCAUCCAAAGCAGCAAGUUGAGAUUCUUUGAUGUGGGAAAGAGGUUCAGGAGGAACCCUUCAAUAAUUGGCAUGGGACAAGAGGGGACCCAGUUCAAGUGUAUUUGGGACUCGCAGUAGGGAGGAACAAUUCAGAGAGAGCUGCUGCUCUGCCUGACCUGCAACAACUCCUUGUCACUCAGACCAGAAUUCUCUACUUUGCCCAGAUGGGAGCUGUGGAACCCCGUCAGUUGUCAACACUCCCAUCUUCCGUCCCACUUUCCUAGGGGCCAGCUGUUAGUUAGUCUGUGGAACAGGAGAGCUUGAAAGCUCGAAGUCUGGCUGUGGCCAUGGGAGAUACAGUAGUGGAGCCUGCCCCGCUGAAGCCAACUUCUGAGCCCACUUCUGGCCCACCAGGGAAUAAUGGGGGGUCCCUGCUAAGUGUCAUCACGGAGGGGGUCGGGGAACUAUCAGUGAUUGACCCUGAGGUGGCCCAGAAGGCCUGCCAGGAUGUGUUGGAGAAAGUCAAGCUUUUGCAUGGAGGCGUGGCAGUCUCUAGCAGAGGCGCCCCACUGGAAUUGGUCAAUGGGGAUGGUGUGGACAGUGAGAUCCGUUGUCUGGAUGAUCCACCUGCCCAGAUCAGGGAGGAGGAAGAUGAGAUGGGAGCCACUGUGGCCUCAGGCACAGCCAAAGGAGCAAGAAGACGGCGGCAGAACAACUCGGCUAAACAGUCUUGGCUGCUGAGGCUGUUUGAGUCAAAACUGUUUGACAUCUCCAUGGCCAUUUCAUACCUGUAUAACUCCAAGGAGCCUGGAGUACAAGCCUACAUCGGCAACCGGCUCUUCUGCUUUCGCAAUGAGGACGUGGACUUCUAUCUACCCCAGUUGCUUAACAUGUACAUCCACAUGGAUGAGGACGUGGGUGAUGCCAUUAAGCCCUACAUAGUCUACCGUUGCCGCCAGAGCAUUAACUUUUCCCUCCAGUGUGCCCUGUUGCUCGGGGCCUACUCUUCAGACAUGCACAUUUCCACUCAGCGACACUCCCGUGGGACCAAGCUACGGAAGCUGAUCCUCUCAGAUGAGCUGAAGCCAGCUCACAGAAAGAGGGAGCUGCCCUCCUUAAGCCCAGCCCCUGACACAGGGCUGUCUCCCUCUAAAAGGACUCACCAGCGCUCUAAGUCAGAUGCCACCGCCAGCAUAAGUCUCAGCAGCAACCUGAAACGAACAGCCAGCAACCCUAAAGUGGAGAAUGAGGAUGAGGAGCUCUCCUCCAGCACCGAGAGUAUUGAUAAUUCAUUCAGUUCCCCUGUUCGACUGGCUCCUGAGAGAGAAUUCAUCAAGUCCCUGAUGGCGAUCGGCAAGCGGCUGGCCACGCUCCCCACCAAAGAGCAGAAAACACAGAGGCUGAUCUCAGAGCUCUCCCUGCUCAACCAUAAGCUCCCUGCCCGAGUCUGGCUGCCCACUGCUGGCUUUGACCACCACGUGGUCCGUGUACCCCACACACAGGCUGUUGUCCUCAACUCCAAGGACAAGGCUCCCUACCUGAUCUAUGUGGAAGUCCUUGAAUGUGAAAACUUUGACACCACCAGUGUCCCUGCCCGGAUCCCCGAGAACAGAAUUAGGAGUACAAGAUCUGUAGAGAACUUGCCUGAAUGUGGUAUCACCCAUGAGCAGCGAGCUGGCAGCUUCAGCACUGUCCCCAACUAUGACAAUGAUGAUGAGGCCUGGUCAGUGGAUGACAUAGGCGAGCUGCAAGUGGAGCUCCCUGAAGUACACACCAACAGCUGUGACAACAUCUCCCAGUUCUCUGUGGACAGCAUCACCAGCCAGGAGAGCAAGGAGCCUGUGUUCAUUGCAGCAGGGGACAUCCGCCGGCGCCUUUCGGAACAGCUGGCUCACACCCCAACAGCCUUCAAACGAGACCCAGAAGAUCCUUCUGCAGUUGCUCUCAAAGAGCCCUGGCAGGAGAAAGUACGGCGGAUCAGAGAGGGCUCCCCCUACGGGCAUCUCCCCAAUUGGCGGCUCCUGUCGGUCAUUGUCAAGUGUGGGGAUGACCUUCGGCAAGAGCUGCUGGCCUUUCAGGUGUUGAAGCAACUGCAGUCCAUUUGGGAACAGGAGCGAGUGCCCCUCUGGAUCAAGCCAUACAAGAUUCUUGUGAUUUCAGCCGACAGUGGCAUGAUUGAACCAGUGGUCAACGCUGUAUCCAUCCAUCAGGUGAAGAAACAGUCACAGCUCUCCUUGCUCGAUUACUUUCUACAGGAGCACGGCAGUUAUACCACUGAGGCAUUCCUCAGUGCCCAGCGCAAUUUUGUGCAAAGUUGUGCUGGCUACUGCUUGGUCUGCUACCUGCUGCAAGUCAAGGACAGACACAAUGGGAAUAUCCUUUUGGACGCAGAAGGCCACAUCAUCCACAUCGACUUUGGCUUCAUCCUGUCCAGCUCACCCCGAAAUCUGGGCUUUGAGACGUCAGCCUUUAAGCUGACCACAGAGUUUGUGGAUGUGAUGGGCGGCCUGGAUGGCGACAUGUUCAACUACUACAAGAUGCUGAUGCUGCAGGGGCUGAUUGCUGCUCGGAAACACAUGGAUAAGGUGGUGCAGAUCGUGGAGAUCAUGCAGCAAGGUUCUCAGCUUCCUUGCUUCCAUGGUUCCAGCACCAUCCGAAACCUCAAAGAGAGGUUCCACAUGAGCAUGACUGAGGAGCAGCUGCAGCUGCUGGUGGAGCAGAUGGUGGAUGGCAGUAUGCGCUCUAUCACCACCAAACUCUAUGACGGCUUCCAGUACCUCACCAACGGCAUCAUGUGACACGCUCCUCAGGCCAGGAGUGGGGGGGGAGGUCCAGGGCACCCUCCCUAGAGGGCCCUUUUCUGAGAAACCCCAAACCAGGAAACCCCAUCUACCCAACCAUCCACCCAAGGGAAAUGGAAGGCAAGAAACCCGAAGGAUCAUGUGGUAACUGCGAGAGCUUGCCACGGGGUAGGAGAGCCAGCUGUGGGGUCCAGACUUGCUGGGGCUUCCCUGCCCCCCUGCUCUGUGUCAGUAUUACCACCGGACAGACUCCAGGACUCACUGCCCUCCGGAGAACAGAGGCGAUGAACAUGAGGGACGCUGUGGCCUUUCUUCUCCUGUAGGGGUCUGAAGGGUUCUUUCCACAGGCCAUCCUCUUACUCCGUUCUGGGGCCCAGGAAGCAGGGAAGAGUAGGGUCUCGGUACUUAGGACUUGAUCCUGUGGUUGGCCACUGGCCAUGCUGCUGCCCAGCUCUGCCCCUCCCAGGGACCGACCCCUGGCCCAGGCCCCCCUUGCUGGUGGGCGCUGCGUGGGCCCUGCACUUGCUGAGGUUCCCCGUCAUGGACACGGAAGGGAAUUCCCACAGCCCUCCAGAGUACUGAGGGUACUGGCCUAGCCAUGGGGAAUUCCCUGACUCCUUCCCCAAACCCAGGGAAAAGAGCUCUCAAUUUUUUAUUUUUAAUUUUUGUUUGAAAUAAAGUCCUUAGUUAGCCACUUGUGUCAUUUCCAGGUGUUCUGGGGGAGUGCGGGGGGUGGGGGGGAGAUGGGUGAUGAGGCGUGAACGGAUGCCUCAGUGUCCAAGAUACAGAAGGUACCACACAGAAAGAGGUUUGCUUUUUCCCUGCCUGUCUUGGUCACCACCACCUCUUCUCUGAGAAGGAAAGGCCUCCCAUGUUCUGACUCUCACCCGCUUCCUGUCAAGUCCACACUGUCCAAGUCACAGAAAGAGAGGCCUGAAUGGAGAUGAGACCACAAGCAGUUUAAUGGUCUGGUUUUCUCCCUAGUUCCCCCACUGUUAGUAUUAUUACUACAAGAAUAAAGGAUUCCUGAGAGCCUGUC
This is a messenger RNA of Saimiri boliviensis boliviensis (Bolivian squirrel monkey), 4298 nucleotides long. RefSeq names its product phosphatidylinositol 4-kinase beta (gene PI4KB). The record is from RefSeq and is a predicted model, not a curated record. Gene Ontology annotation, molecular function: 1-phosphatidylinositol 4-kinase activity. Gene Ontology annotation, cellular component: cytoplasm; membrane. Gene Ontology annotation, biological process: phosphatidylinositol-mediated signaling; phosphatidylinositol phosphate biosynthetic process. Lineage: Eukaryota; Metazoa; Chordata; Mammalia; Primates; Cebidae.